This is a messenger RNA of Lutzomyia longipalpis, 854 nucleotides long. RefSeq names its product putative OPA3-like protein CG13603. NCBI's taxonomy places the organism in Eukaryota, Metazoa, Arthropoda, Insecta, Diptera, Psychodidae. The transcript has 3 exons. Gene Ontology annotation, cellular component: mitochondrion. Gene Ontology annotation, biological process: regulation of lipid metabolic process. Bases 85 to 801 code for a protein of 238 amino acids. The record is from RefSeq and is a predicted model, not a curated record.
ACAGUUGCAUGGAAAAUCCUCCUGUUUACAUCACGCUUUCAUCUUUUUUUGUGGAUUUCCUGGACUUUUCACGCAAUUCCCGACAUGGUUGUCGGUGCAUUUCCUGCAGCAAAGUUAGGGGUUCUGCUGCUUAAGCAGAUCAGCAAACCCAUUGCGAAUUACAUGAAGAAUCAAGCAAAGAAAAGCCCCUUCUUCCGACAAUACAUCUGCAUGCCACCAGCUCAGUUAUACAACUGGUGGGAGGUGCAGGCAAAGAUGUGGUCAAUGAAUUUGGGGAAACCGACGACAGUUCAGCCUCUCAGUGAAGCCAUGGCUAUUGAAUUGGGAGCUAAUCUCCUUGGGGAGGUGAUUAUCUUUGCAAUAGGAGCUGGAAUUCUCAUCCUAGAAUAUGCAAGACAAGCUAAUAAGGAAACCACGAACCAGGAGAAAGCAACGCAAGAAAAGCUUGAGCUGAAUCUUAAGCUCCAGGAACUGCAGCUUCAUGCUGAACGGCAAGAUGCACAAAUAAGGGAAAUGAUGAGAAUCCUUGCGGAUGUGGAAUCAAGAUCGUGGCUCCCAAAGAAUCCGCUAAAAAAGUCCGAUAGUUCCCCCGUACUGAAAACAAUGGAAAAUCGAAGAAAUAUCCGGGAUAUUGGCUUGGAAAAUGUCAAUGGGGGCUCUUCUCUAGCACCCCAAGGGCUUGUACAUAGAGCCCUUGAAAUGGUUGAAAAGGAAAUCUUCGCAGGCGAUGAAGAUGAUGAAGAGGAGACUCGAAGAUUGGGAAGAAUUUCUCAGGCUCUUGUUUAUUUGAGAUAUCAGUGAUUUGUUUUUACAAUUAUCCUUUUCCUAGCUACCAUAAAGUGUUGAUCAUUAAA